UGUGUUGUUUGAUAUGAUCUUACACAAAAGCAAAAAUUAAAUACUUUAAUUUCCGGUUUUUCCGCCCUGUGUGUGGCUGACUUGACGCAUCUCUCGGUCCUGAGGGGUGUGUUCAAAGAUUUAAAUCCCUCAGACAUGCGUAGACGCUGAUCCGUGGUGCUGGGUGCGCCAUAUUGGCUGACUUACAUGGGGAGUGGAGUUGGACAAGCCGCUUGAAAAACCAAACCAGUUUCCGGACAUGAAGCACUUCGAGGAUAGCAAGUAAAUCAGCGCAGUAGGAUUUAUUUGUUUCCUUCGGUGCAACGUGUUUAAUUUGCUAAAUUGCUCGCCAUUUUACCGUGAAGAGGUUCUCGGUGAACUCGAGUUCAAUGGAUCCCAGGACCGCUUGGAUCCAGCCGGAGCAGAAGGGACCUGCCAAUUCCCUGUGGAUGCACAUUUGGGAAACCUCUCAGGGAUUUGGAGCAAACUCCGGCAUCGACAACCACCUUCACCACCAACGCAACUUUGCAGCGCAAAAUUCAAACUCCACGGACUCAAACGGCGAGUAUUGCAAAAAUGUAGCACCGCCGCCGGGGGUUGUGUUUGGGAAACUGCCGAAGCGAGACGGCGGCGGAGACAGGGGAAGUGUCCGGAGGAAGGGCUCGUUGUCGCCGUCCUCCUCCUCUCUGGACUCGGAGGCCGAGAGCUCCUCGCCCUCCGGCUCCUCUCUGCAGAUCGACAAUUUGAACGUUGCAGAGGAGGCCAGCCGCUUUUUACACUAUGGCGAGCACGAGUUAAACGAGAACAAUCUCAGACAGCAAUAUCCCCCUCCGCCUUUUCACACUGUUCAGCAACACUGUCGCAGCAUGCAACAACCAAACGGCCACACCCCCACGGGGAUGAAAAAUCAGCAUGGGAACAAGUACCACCACUAUCAGUCACAUUCAUCCGGCCGCAGGAGGCAUCUGAACAGAGCCAACACUUUCCACGGCAUCAACCCGCUCCUGUCCUACGGCUGCAAUGGACACUAUAUAGACUCUUCUUGUAGCCUGUGGAAAACCAGGCGGUACAGCCCGGGCAUUAAUGGUCUGCAUGAAGAGAUAAUGGACUUUUUCAACUUCAUGUCCCCACGACCAGAGGAGGAGGCCAUGAGAAGAGACGUAGUGAACAGAAUAGAAAGUGUCAUCAAGGACUUGUGGCCCACGGCACGGGUGGAGAUAUUUGGCAGCUUCAGCACAGGACUUUAUCUGCCCACAAGUGACAUUGACCUGGUGGUGUUUGGAAAGUGGGACCAUCCUCCACUGCAGGAACUGGAACAAGCCCUGAAGAAACACAAUGUAGCAGGCCCGUAUCCCAUCAAGGUCCUCGACAAAGCUACAGUGCCAAUCAUCAAGCUUACUGACCAUCAAACAGAGGUGAAAGUGGACAUCAGCUUCAAUGUAGAAACUGCAGUGAAAGCCGCGCAGUUCAUUAAAAGUUAUCUUAAGAAGUACACUGUUCUGCCACCUCUGAUCUUCGUCUUGAAGCAGUUCCUGCUCCAGAGGGAUCUGAAUGAAGUCUUCACUGGAGGCAUCAGCUCUUAUAGCCUUAUACUAAUGGCCAAAAGCUUCUUGCAGUUACAUCCUCGGAUCGACACACGACGUGCCAACAUCAACCUGGGCAUCCUGCUGAUCGAGUUCUUUGAACUGUACAGCCGUGAUUUCAACUACAUGAAGACUGGCAUCCGGGUGAAGAAUGGAGGGGCCUACCUGUCCAAGGAAGAAAUGCUGAAAGCUAUGGGGAAUGGAAACAGGCCAUCCAUGCUCUGCAUCGAAGAUCCAAUUCAGCCAGGAAAUGACGUGGGCAGGAGUUCAUAUGGCAUCCUGCAGGUCAAGCAGGUGUUUGACUUUGCCUACAUGGUGCUGAGUCAUGGAGUUUCUCCUCUUGCACGUGCUUACCCCAACAAAGAGUAUGACAGUACUUUGGGGCGCAUUAUCAAAGUCAGCCCAGAGGUGUUGGCCUACAGGGACUGGACAAUCAAAAAGUGGGGAGCCAAGCAGUAUGCCAAGCUGGAGAACCAUGUAGUCUUCUGUUUGGUCCUAGAUGUAGAGACCUGUGAGCAGGACCUUGCCAGGCUGAUGCUGGUUUCUGUGGAGGAUCAGAGAGACAGUUGCUCCCCCCUCAGUGCUGACUCCCCCUCACCUUCCCCAGUCUUCCUUCCCAGUCCUCAACACCAUUCGUCGUCAUCCUCGGCAUGCUCGCUCUCCUCCUCCUCUGGAAGUGACAUAGAGUCUGAUUCUCCUCCGAGCAGUAAUGCUGCUAUCCAACUCCACCCCCUCACCCUGGCCUCAGUCCAUCCAGUAAUCCAGUUGGCUACAGACCUGAGGGCUACACAUCCAGCAGGCUUUAUCCAUGCCACACCUCAGGUCCAGAUGUCCCUCCCAGAAAACCUGACCAUCCCCUCCCUCUCUGAUUGCCAGUUCUAUCAUGAGAAUCCACCUUCAAUCAGUGUUGUGCACAGUCACACAUCACAAGCUGCACAGAUCUCCCGGCACACCAACUCCACAAGCCCUCUCCCCAGCCCCCUCCACCGGCUCCACCACCCUCAGAUAGGAGGACAGCAGAGCCACACUUACACCAUAAGAUCAAAUUCCCAUGGCUCUAUCGAACCGCACAAAUUUACCUUCAAGCACAACCAAGGUGGCAGCGUCCGAGGUCAAAACCACUCUCAAGGGGGCUCUCAUGCACCUACAUCAUGCUGGAAUUGGAACGAUCGAUCCCUGCUAGCAUUGUGCAAGCACCAAGUGAUGCUACAAGGCUGUUGCAGGAGAAGGAAGACUGUAAAAUGCUUAACUGUGGUCACUUUGUUACAUCAGUCUGAUGCUAGUCAGAGCCCUUCCUCUAAAUUUGAUGUACACCAGCACAGACUUUGAGUUGAAUGAGUAAUUACUGAUUCCCAGACUGAGUCUUCUCACCAGUGUCACUUCCCAGCAGCUAAAGUUUGGUCAAGUAUUGAGUUCCGUGGGACUUGAACAUCUAAGAACAUCACGUGCCAUAGUACUGAACUGGUUUGUCAAACCUGGUCUCUCUCAAAGUUGUGGGCCUUUUUCAUUUGGUCUUCUGAAUGCAACUCCCUAUUAGCACGCUUUUGAUUCAGAGCUCUUACAGCUUUGACUAUCAUCUGCGAAUUGUAUUCUGGACUGAAGCGAAGCACUACUCUCCUACCUAUGCAGCGCAACGCUGACUUGAUGUUUUUGGUGUGACGGCACAAAACGGACCUUGUCUCAAGUGCUUAAACUGUGAUGACUUGUUUGAAUGUACUAAGUGUUUCUUUUUUGUGUGUUGGUCAUUAUCUUUUGUUCUCUUGUUUUUGUCACUGAGGGAUUUGUUUGUUCACAUUGGCACUAUGUUUUUGUACUGUAAACAUUGCCACCUUAUUUUAAGUUUGUUGCAUUUAUAUGCAAUAAUGACUUGCUUUUAUUUAAUUUAUUUCACAUUUUAGUUUUAUUUUAGGGGUUCUCCCCACUUUAGGUUUGCUUUUGAUUCUAGACUACAUUGAUCUGUGCAAUAGAUGGAUUUAAGGGCCUUGAAGGAAUGUGUUUGUGUGUGAACAGCUUUCCAGCACAAGGGGGAGCUAUGGUAUAAAAACAUGAGAAAUGUGCCAAAAAUCCCAUGAUGCCAACAUUUUACUCAUGUUUAAUUUACUAUCACAUUAUGUUCACUUGAACUUUUGCCAACUGCCUGUCCAAAUGUUUUUCCACCACUAGUUUUUAUUUCAAACAUAUCGCUCUUCUCAGUGGUUUGACUUUUAUUUGGGUGGUUUUCCUCUUGAUAGAUCUUAGGCUAUACUGGGGGAAUGCACCUUGAGCAGUGUUUACUCGUGUCAUUUCAGAAAUUAGGUUUCAAUAACAGUUGGUGCUACUUAUUACCAGCAAAGUGCUUGUUUUCUGCCUUAUAUCUCCUUUGAUUCUGUUAAAGCAACAGGUUAACUGCCUUCGUAAAUGACCAAAUUUGCCCUUUUUCCUGUAUGUAGCUGAGGCUUUCUAUCUUUGUUUCUAUAAGCACUGUCAGGGUUACUUUUAUUUUUACAUACAGCUUCUAGGUGUUUACUCCAGGAGCAGACUCCUAUUGCGGUCAGUGAUUGUUAGCAUUAGCAUCAUGUCACAUCUAUUUUUUUUAUUUUUUAAUUCAAAGGUGAUGGUUACAAACCGGUUGUAUAAGAGGUCCCUGCAUUUCAGAGGUUUUCCUCUCCAUAUUUGAAGUCAUUAUUUCUAAAACAAGGUUUCAAAGCUACACAAUUUACACAGCAAUCCAUAUCAUGAGUUGAGCAUGGGUUGGGUUUUGGUAGAGCCAAUAACAAAACCAAACUUUGGUGAAGUCAUGUGUUUCAAGAGUCUGAUUACUGUAACACCCUGGGUACCAAACUGAUGGAUUCAACAUGAUACUACUAGCAUUGUUCCCUUGUUUUCAGUGCCCAAAUCCCCAGCUCAUAUCUGUGUAAUUGAGGAUGGGUUGUAACGUGUAAAUGACUGAUAUAUAGAUGUUUACCUUGUUUUUUAUGUAAGUUUUUCUAUUUUUUUAAUAAACAUUUUAAAACUC
This is a messenger RNA of Seriola dumerili (greater amberjack), 4557 nucleotides long. RefSeq names its product non-canonical poly(A) RNA polymerase PAPD7-like. NCBI's taxonomy places the organism in Eukaryota, Metazoa, Chordata, Actinopteri, Carangiformes, Carangidae. Gene Ontology annotation, molecular function: mRNA binding; poly(A) RNA polymerase activity. Gene Ontology annotation, biological process: RNA 3'-end processing. The transcript has 13 exons. The record is from RefSeq and is a predicted model, not a curated record. Bases 369 to 2891 code for a protein of 840 amino acids. Gene Ontology annotation, cellular component: TRAMP complex; nucleolus.